AAUUCCAAAUCCCGUGCUGCCAUGGCUCCAAGCUGCCGAUUCUUCUGGGCAUGGUGGCUACCGCUGAUGCUGACCAUCGCGGCGGCCAACGAGCAAGCGGAAGGCUGCUCGGCAAAGAGCUGCGGCAACCUUACCAUCUCCUACCCAUUCUGGCUCCUUGACAUGGAGACGGGAAGAUCAUGUGGUUCCCCAUACUUCGAAGCCGCUUGCGUUAACAACACUCCAAUCCUACGGAGCUCUGUGCCUGUGGCCUACGGCAUAGCAAUUAUCGACAUCGACUAUGAGGAACGCCGGUUGCAUGUGGUUGAUCAAGGCAAGCUGAAUAUAUUGCAAGACUCCGACAGCUGCCCAGCCUGGAGCAUGAACACCUCCAUCAAAUUAGGCCUCCCAUUUAGGAUUUACGCCAACAACAAGAACCUCGUCUUCUAUAACUGCAUAAGUGCAGCAGCAGCACGCAGAGAUAGCUCGCUGGUGGAGAUGAGAUGCGGAAACAAGAACAUUUUUGUCCGUGGGGGAGUGCUUUACGAUGAGACGGGUGACUAUGCCGGAUACUCUAUCGAGGGCUGCAACGCUACCGUUGUGCCGGUGUUGGGCACGUCCAGCGCGGCGAAAGCGAGCAACUACGAGCAGCUCAUCAACGAUGGCUUCCUCGUGACAUGGCAACAGCCGCCUGGUAAUGGUAAGACUGGCAGGAAGAUAAUACUAAUAGUUUUGACAUCAGCAGCUGCAGCCUUGCUCUUUCCAUGUAUUUAUUUCCUGAUAUGGCAUAGAAAGGGCAAACAACUAUGGUUUCUCCUCUGCAAAAAGACCAGGAGCAGCACUGAAAGGAAUUAUGAGGCCAUGAUAGUAUCUUAUGGAUCCCUAGUGCCAAAAAGAUACAUGUACUCAGAGGUAAUGAAGAUAACAUCUUCUCGCAAUGAUCAGCUUGGAAAAGGUGGCUAUGGUGUGGUUUUCAAAGGAAGACUACAUGAUGGUCAUCUGGUUGCUGUGAAAUUUUUGCAUGACUGCAAAGGAAAUGGGGAUGAGUUUGUGAAUGAGGUUAUGAGCAUUGGCAGGACCUCUCACAUUAAUGUUGUUAGCUUAUUUGGGUUUUGCUUGGAGGGAUCAAAACGAGCACUUAUAUACGAGUACAUGUCCAAUGGUUCAUUGGAUAAGUACAUAUACUCCCAGAACCCCAAAGAAAUUUUAGGAUGGGAGAGACUCUAUGCGAUAGCAAUUGGGAUUGCUCGUGGCCUAGAAUACUUGCACCAUAGUUGUAAUACACGGAUUGUGCAUUUCGAUAUCAAGCCUCAAAAUAUCCUUCUAGACAAGAAUUUCUGCCCAAAGAUUGCCGAUUUUGGUCUAGCUAAAUUGUGUCGUACAAAGGAGAGCAAGCUUUCAAUGAAUGGUGCUAGAGGAACAAUUGGAUUUAUCGCUCCAGAAGUUCACUCUCGAACGUUCGGAGUUGUUUCAACAAAGUCAGAUGUUUAUAGUUAUGGAAUGAUGUUGUUAGAGAUGGUUGGGGGCAGGAAAAAUGUGAACUCAGUGGCUGAAAAAUCCAGCGAACAAUAUUUUCCAGACUGGAUUUAUAAUCACUUUGCGCAAGAUGAUGGAUUACAAGCAUGUGAUGUCACAAGUGAAAUCGAAGAAAUGGCAAGAAAGAUGACCUUGAUUGGCUUGUGGUGCAUACAAAUAUUACCUAUUUAUCGCCCUACUAUAACCAAAGUUCUAGAAAUGUUCGAGAGAAGCUUAGAUGAAAUGGAGAUGCCACCGAAGCAAAACUUCUGUGAAAUACUUGAAGAUUCAGCUCACAAUAUGAGUGUACAAAGUGCAAGUUCUACCACUCCUGAAGACAUAAGCCUUGUGAAUUCAAAAAGCCUUCAAUAGUUGAAUCUUUUAGGAGGUUGGCUCCAUGUACUAUAUUCAGACAUUAGACAAAUGUAAUGAAGUUAAACUUUGUAUCAUAAAACUUAGUCCAUGUAUAUACGUACUAGAUUAAGGGUGGCUCUACGGAUAAAUGAACAUUAAAGUUCCAUUUUUGUCCAAGUUAGAAGAAUAUUACUUCAUCAGAUGGAGCAUAUAAAGAUUACCACAUCAUUA
Molecule: messenger RNA, 2079 nt
Organism: Lolium rigidum
Lineage: Eukaryota; Viridiplantae; Streptophyta; Magnoliopsida; Poales; Poaceae
Product: LEAF RUST 10 DISEASE-RESISTANCE LOCUS RECEPTOR-LIKE PROTEIN KINASE-like 2.5
Exons: 4
Coding region: 22-1866 (614 amino acids)
Biological process (GO): protein phosphorylation
Molecular function (GO): protein kinase activity; polysaccharide binding; ATP binding
Source: RefSeq, a predicted model, not a curated record